This is a messenger RNA of Aureobasidium musti, 984 nucleotides long. NCBI's taxonomy places the organism in Eukaryota, Fungi, Ascomycota, Dothideomycetes, Dothideales, Saccotheciaceae. The record is from the annotation of a GenBank genome assembly.
AUGAAGUCCUUCGCCGUCGCUGCUGCUUUCGCUGGUGCUGCUGUCGCCUUCCCCCAGGGUGUUACCCAGGCCAUCUCCNCCAAGUCUGGUCCUCCCUCGGGCUGCUCGGAGAACCACGCCAGCCCCUUCAGCAUUUCUAUCACCAAUGUUACCACGAACGGCAAGCGUGACCUCGAGUCUCGUCAGACCAAGGUUUUGACUAUCACUCUUAAGGACGGCACCCUGACCGACGACGAGGGCCGUACUGGUUACAUCGCUGCCAACAACCAGUUCCAGUUCGACAAGCCCGCUCAGACCGGUGCCAUCUACACCUCUGGUUUCUCCGUCUGCAGCAACGGCACUCUUGCCAUUGGUGACUCCGCUAUCUUCUACCAGUGCUUGAGCGGUGACUUCUACAACCUCUACGACAAGUCCACCGGUGCUCAGUGCUCUCCCAUCUACAUCAACAUUCUUGACUCUGGCGUUGCUGCCUCCAGCGGUGCUGCUACCCAGAUUGGCGACGGUCAGCUCCAGGCUCCUACCUCCACCGCCGCUGUCACUCAGAUCUCCGACGGCCAGAUUCAGGCCACUACCGGCGCUGUUUCCCAGAUCUCUGACGGCCAGAUCCAAGCCCCUACCUCCACCAAGGGCGCUGUUACUCAGAUCUCCGACGGCCAGAUCCAGGCUCCUACUUCGACCGCUGCCCCCGUCACCCAGAUCUCUGACGGUCAGAUCCAGGCCCCCACCACCGGCAAGCCUGUUACCCAGAUCUCUGACGGCCAAAUCCAAGCCCCUACCAUGGCUACUGGCAAGCCCGUUACUCAGAUCUCCGACGGUCAGAUUCAGGCCCCUACUGGCGGUGCCACUCGCCCUGCUAACGGCACCGUCGUUGCUGGCGCUGCCACUGCCUCGAGCGUCGUCCCUUACACCGGUGCUGCUGCCGUCCCCACCUUCGCUGGUGAGAUGCUCCUCGCUGCCGGUGCCUUGGCUGUCGCCUUCCUGUAA